This is a messenger RNA of Iphiclides podalirius (scarce swallowtail), 891 nucleotides long. The record is from the annotation of a GenBank genome assembly. NCBI's taxonomy places the organism in Eukaryota, Metazoa, Arthropoda, Insecta, Lepidoptera, Papilionidae.
AUGGGCACCCAGCACCUUUGCUGCAAGGGCUUUUGCACAAAGGGAGUAAAUAAGGCAUCGGCUAUUCGAACUAGUGAAGACCCGAGCAGUAGUGUAGAAAAGUUGAGUAGCACCAGCACCAGCACCAGCACUUCGACCACAACCAGCACCACAACGACCACUACUACCACAACAACCACUACAACCCCGAGUACCACAACCACCAGUUCGACAACGACCACCACAACGCCAGCGCCAACCACCACUACGACUACGACAACUGAAGCGCCCAGACCAUUCUUCCAGUUGCUGCCCAUUCAGAGCACUCCAUCAACCCCAGCUGCACCUGCUAAAAUUGGGAAGACGCAAAAGUUUGUGUGCCCCAAGAAUCCGGCACCAGUGGUACUGUUCCCUAUUCCCUGCGAAAGCAAUUCACAGUGCCGCGCCAGCAGCGGUGCGGAUCAGGUGUGUUGUCAAGGCCGCUGCGUGAAGGGGGAUCCGGCCCCACGGCCGACUGUGCAGCAAUCGCACCAACCCCUUCUGGGCGUGAUCCCGCGGGAGUGUCCGGAGGCGCCGCUGGGCGAGCUGCUCUUCGAUGUGCAGUCGUGCAAGUCGGACGCGGACUGUUGGCCGCGCGUGUGCUGCCCCGACGGCACCCGCUCGUACUGCCGCACGGCACGAGCGCGCCUCGACCUAGUGCCAGUGGCGAACGCGAUCGACGGACCUCUACGGUCAUUUGAACAGUAUCUGCAGUGUACAACGCCACCUCAAUAUGAUCCAUUUCCACAAAAGUGCAGUUCUAGCGUAGAUUGUUUCCCAAAUUUGUGUUGCGCCGAAGGUGGCAAGAAACACUGCCGACCUCCACAACGUAGUUUGUUCUCUCUGCUUGCUGGAGUAACUCAGAGAUUUGGA